Molecule: messenger RNA, 904 nt
Organism: Vidua chalybeata
Lineage: Eukaryota; Metazoa; Chordata; Aves; Passeriformes; Viduidae
Product: transcription factor BTF3-like
Exons: 6
Coding region: 84-578 (164 amino acids)
Cellular component (GO): nascent polypeptide-associated complex; cytosol
Source: RefSeq, a predicted model, not a curated record
UCGCGUGUUCUGCUCGAUCCUCAUCCCACUCCUACAACCCUCAUCUCCCCCCGCUCUGGCACCGCUGCUUCCGCUCUAAGAAGAUGAAAGAAACUAUCAUGAACCAAGAAAAGCUUGCUAAGCUCCAGGCCCAAGUGCGCAUUGGUGGCAAGGGUACUGCCCGCAGAAAGAAGAAGGUUGUCCAUAGAACAGCUACAGCAGAUGACAAGAAACUUCAGUUUUCUUUGAAGAAACUGGGUGUCAACAAUAUUUCUGGAAUCGAAGAGGUAAAUAUGUUCACCAGCCAAGGAACAGUCAUUAACUUCAAUAACCCUAAAGUUCAGGCAUCCCUGGCUGCUAACACUUUCACUAUCACUGGUCAUGCUGAGACAAAGCAGCUGACAGAAAUGCUUCCUAGCAUCUUAAAUCAGCUUGGAGCUGACAGUUUGACUAGCCUGAGAAGAUUGGCAGAAGCCCUACCCAAGCAAUCUCUGGAUGGAAAAGCACCACUCGCUACUGGUGGUGAUGAUGAUGACGAUGAUGAAGUUCCAGAUCUUGUUGAAAACUUUGAUGAAGCUUCAAAGAAUGAGGCAAACUGAACUAAGUGACACAUUGUGAAUAAAAUUAAAACUUGAAAAAGCUACAUGGAGCUGCUAUUUUAUAUUGUGACUGCUUUUAUUUGAUUUCAUUUUUAUUUCCUGAUGAGAGCUCAAGAUGUGUAAUAUUUGGAAACUCCUGAACCUGCAGCUCUUAUUCAGUUAUUGCUUGUACACAGUAUUGUUUCUGUGGCCUAGUUUAACAAGCCUAUGCUUCGAAAUAAGUCAGAUUGCUAAUCAAUCUCUACCUAGACACAAAUUUUGAGCAACUUGUCUACAAGCAAAACCCCAUCUUUAAUGAACUUUGCCAUACAAUAAAGAAUAUAAAA